This is a messenger RNA of Adineta steineri, 951 nucleotides long. NCBI's taxonomy places the organism in Eukaryota, Metazoa, Rotifera, Eurotatoria, Adinetida, Adinetidae. The record is from the annotation of a GenBank genome assembly.
AUGGAAGGCGUACAACCAACUGCAACCAAACAUCACCAACUGUCUUCAACAUUGGUUGUGUCACCUGUACAGAAUUGCUCUCUAAUUCAAGAUGAAGAAGAUAAUUCUGAAGGACAAAUCCAUUCUCACAGGAACAAUAAAUUGCACAAUACAACUAAUGAAGAUUCCUUCUUAACAACACUGGCCGAAGCAGAGUUUGACAAAUAUUUAACUGAACUUUCACAAAUAUUUGAAGAACAAUCUUCUCAAACUGAUAUAUUAAUGGAAAUUUCAAGCAUGUUUAGCGAUAUUGAGACAGAUAAUGAACAGUUUUGCUCAGUUGAAGAUCUCAUCAACACAGGCGAUCAAAUAUCAUCAGCGAUUUCGUCGACAUUAACCCAAAAUGAAGAACUAACUAAUAGUGUCAACGAAUAUCAAGAAGGAUCAUUGAUGACUACACCACGAAUUACAACAGACACAAUAACAACAGAAAUUUCCAUAAAGAACAAUCUGAAGAAUAGAAAAGCAGACCUAAUCAAAAAUGGUGAGAAAACCCUUAUUGUAUCAGGAUUACGUAAUGAUAUAAAUCAAACUGAUCUAUUUAAUUAUUUUGCCGGAUCUAUUCAAGUCAUACUAAAACAAUGUCAAACAUCGCCUUUCAAAUAUGCUUUCAUUUUACAUGGAACAAUUGAAGAAGCAAAAUGUAAUCUUUCCCGAUCAAUUGAUUAUAUUCGUCUUGGUUCGAAAUGCCGCAUCAAAUCUGUAGAUUAUUCUUCGUCUCUUCCUGUUGAUGAUCAAUCAUAUGAUAAACAAACAAUUGCAGUGACGAAGAUACCAGAGAAUGUUAGUGAAGAUGAUUUGCAUCGUUUAUUCCCCAGCUGUCGUAUAUCGAAGUAUUGUCCACCACGGACUGUUCGUCGUAAAACUGUCUCCACUGAAAGUUCCGGCAAAACCAAGACUUUAUGGGGGUAA